This is a messenger RNA of Momordica charantia (bitter melon), 992 nucleotides long. RefSeq lists its product as uncharacterized. Lineage: Eukaryota; Viridiplantae; Streptophyta; Magnoliopsida; Cucurbitales; Cucurbitaceae. The record is from RefSeq and is a predicted model, not a curated record.
CCCACCAUCAAUUUACACUGUAGUACGCGCUGGAGCUUAAAUUCCUUCUCGCCCAAUUCUAAUGGCGUAAUUCACUUUCUGGGCUUCCUUUCACAGUUCCUCCUCUAAUUCCCCCUUCCAGAAUGGCUGAAGCAGUCGAGAAGAGGGUGAUGGUGGCCAUAGACGAGAGCGAGUGUAGCUACUAUGCCCUCAUCUGGGUGCUCGAAAAUCUUCAACAAUCCCUAGCCGAGUCCCCCCUUUUCGUCUUCACGGCUCUUCCUCCGCCCACGAUUUACACCUUCGGCGCUGGUGCUGCUGCAUCGCUUGGCCUUGCGCGCACGUAUUGUCACGUUACAUCCAAUACGGAGUUGGCUAAUUCGAUCCAAGAGAAUGACAAGAAAGUCAGAUGCGCCCUCCUUGAGAAAGCAAAGGAUAUAUGUGCUGAAAGAGGGGUGGCUGCUAUAUCAAUCACAGAGGUUGGGAAUCCUGGAACAACCAUAUGUGAUGCAGUUGAAAAGCUCAAUAUAAAUAUGCUUGUCUUAGGUGAUCGUGGCCUUGGGAGAAUUAAGAGAGCUCUUAUAGGGAGUGUGAGCAACUACUGUGUUCAAAAUGCCAAGUGUCCUGUCCUUGUUGUGAAGAAACCAUAGUAAUUAAAGGUUUGAAUGACUUUGGAGCUGCUUGGGAGUCUUUUCUUAAAAAUAGCUUUCUACUUCCGUUUCCAAGCUAAUUUUUACGAAUUGUGAUCUGAUGAUCCAAUGGCUUGUAAAAGAUAAGAUUGUUGUGUACUUGAUAUCAUCAUUUACAAAUUCAGGACAAAAGGACUACUUUGGUGCUCUGGAAAAUGGGUCAUCUGCCAAAACAAUUCUUAAAAGAUAGUUAACUAAACAUGUUUUUAUUGAAUUUCUAUUCUUAAAAGAGGGAAAACUGUUUCCCAAUAUAGCUCCAUUAUCUCUUUACAUUUGUAUAAUAUGACAGAAAUUUAAUGUGCUAUUCAACUCCAAUUCUUGGAUGGG